AUGGCAGAGAAGGUAUCAAUGUUGAAGAAUAAUCCCAAGUCCUCAAGGUCCCAAUCACGGUCAUCAUUAACACAAGCCCUUGCUGUUGCAUUGACGACUCUCGUCGCCUUCAGCGCGUUUCGUUUCCUACAACGCGAGCACUCCGUAGUCUGCUCAAAAACGGAAAGCAUCUACACGGUCGAUUCCUCAAAGCCGCGUGUGGAGUGUAUUGCUAUAGACGGGUCCCAAAUACUGGACACAGGAAGUCUAGACGAUGUAUUAGGAAGACUGAAAAACAUGGCCUGGACUUCGUCACUCACACUUUUUCCGUCUACUCUUACUGGAAUGUUGUAUCGUCCUCCGAAGGUCAUCUUUAUCGAUCCAAGUUCGAUUAUCGUCCCUGGUUUAGCAGACGCUCAUGCCCACAUCAUUGAGAACGGAUUCAAAAUGCAGCUACAACUCGACGGCGCAGAUUCGGUUGCUGAGGUUAUUGAAAGGAUUAAAGACCAUAUCAACAAACGACCAGAUAUGCCUGAGGACCACUGGAUCGAAGGAAUGGGAUGGGAUCAAAAUAGAUGGCCAGACUCUCGUUUCCCCACAGCCGCAGAUUUAGACUCGGAUCCUCUCUUGAAGGGCAGGCCGAUUGCGUUGCGUCGGGUUGAUGGGCACGCGACGUGGGUUUCUUCUCGUGUACUCGAACUCAUGGGUGAGCUUCCCUCUGAAGUUGACGGUGGAACUAUUGUUCGCGACAAUAACGGGAAUCCGACUGGUAUCUUCGUUGAUAACGCCAUCGCUCUUAUACCUGCACCAGAAUGGACGGAGAGUCAACUUUCGGAGUAUUUCGAUGCAACCAUGAAGGCCGCACUUUCUUUUGGACUCACGUCGAUUCACGAUGCCGAUACCUUACCUCAAAUGCGAAAGUUCUUCAUCAAGCAGGCCAAAGCCGGGAAGAUACCCAUGCGACUAUAUGUCAUGCUCAACGGGCACUUGGAGGUACCUGAAAAAGGACAGCUCAUCAAGUACGGAAAACAAGGUCGUUUGACCAUUCGUAGCAUAAAACUUUACACCGACGGCGCUCUCGGGUCCUGGGGAGCAGCGCUAUUAGAACCUUACGCCGACAAGCCGGACACGAUGGGUAUCAUGCGUAGCACGGCGAAAGAGAUGGAUCAACUUGUUAGGAACUACUGGAAGGAUGGAUGGCAAGUUAACAUCCACUGCAUCGGUGACAGAGCCAACCACGUUAUCCUAAAUGUCUUUGAAGGUAUCCUACAGGGAACGCAAGUCGGUCCCAACGUCACCGAAUGGCGUCCGAGAAUCGAACAUGCUCAGAUAAUGACGCAGGCAGAUCUUAAACGUGCCGGGACUCUCGGAGUGACGACUAGUGUGCAACCCACGCAUGCAACAAGCGAUAUGUGGUAUGCUGAAACGCGACUGGGUCCCGAUAGAAUCAAGGGAGCGUAUGCUUACCAAACGCAGCUGAAAAAUUCUCGCAACGGAAUACUUCCCCUAGGGUCUGAUUUCCCCGUCGAAGGUGUGAACCCGCUAUUAGGUUUCUAUGCCGCCGUUUCUCGUCUGGCCCCCGAUGGUACAUCCCCUCAUGGCACAGGUGGAUGGUACCCAUCAGAACGUCUCACUCGAACACAAGCACUGAAAGGGAUGACCCUUGAUGCUGCGUAUGCCUCUUUCAUGGAGAACGAGAUCGGGUCCCUUGAACCCGGGAAAAAGGCCGAUUUCGUCGUCCUCGAUAAAGACAUCAUGACUGUUCCUGUUGACGAGAUAUUGAGCAUCAGAGUUGUUGCUACAGUUAUUGACGGUGAAGUGGUGCAUGGGAACUUGUAA
Messenger RNA from Marasmius oreades (fairy-ring Marasmius), 1818 nucleotides. RefSeq lists its product as uncharacterized. NCBI's taxonomy places the organism in Eukaryota, Fungi, Basidiomycota, Agaricomycetes, Agaricales, Marasmiaceae. The coding region runs from base 1 to 1818 and encodes 605 amino acids. Gene Ontology annotation, molecular function: hydrolase activity, acting on carbon-nitrogen (but not peptide) bonds. The transcript has 15 exons. The record is from RefSeq and is a predicted model, not a curated record.